This is a messenger RNA of Misgurnus anguillicaudatus (oriental weatherfish), 3749 nucleotides long. Lineage: Eukaryota; Metazoa; Chordata; Actinopteri; Cypriniformes; Cobitidae. The record is from RefSeq and is a predicted model, not a curated record.
ACAUGAGGAUGAGUAAUGAACAACAAAAUGUUGUUCUGCCUUAAUUCUACGUGGCAUUGAUUCAACAAGGUGCUGAAAGCAUUCUUUAGAAAUGUUGGCCCAUAUUAAUAGGAUAGCAUCUUGCAGUUGAUGGAGAUUUGUGGGAUGCCCAUCCAGGGCACGAAGCUCCCGUUCUACCACAUCCCAAAGAUGCUCUAUUGGGUUGAGAUCUGGUGACUGUGGGGGCCAUUUUAGUACAGUGAACUCAUUGUCAUGUUCAAGAAACCAAUUUGAAAUGAUUCGAGCUUUGUGACAUGGUGCAUUAUCCUGCUGGAAGUAGCCAUCAGAGGAUGAGUACAUGGUGGUCAUAAAGGGAUGGACAUGGUCAGAAACAAUGCUCAGGCAUGGCAUUUAAACGAUGCCCAAUUGCCACUAAUGGGCCUAAAGUGUGCCAACAAAACACACCCUUACACCACCACCACCAGCCUACACAGUGUUAACAAGGCAUGAUGGAUCCAUGUUCUCAUUCUGGUUACGGCAAAUUCUGACUCUACCAUCUGAAUGUCUCAACAGAAAUCGAGACUCAUCAGACCAGGCAACAUUUUUCCAGUCUUCAACUGGUGAGCUCAUGCAAAUUGUAGCAUCUUUUUCCUAUUUGUAAUGGAGAUGAGUGGUACCCGGUGAGGUCUUCUGCUGUUGUAGCCCAUCCGCCUCCAGGUUGUGCGUGUUGUGGCUUCAUGCUUUGCUUCAUACCUCGGUUGUAACGAGUGGUUAUUUCAGUCAAAGUUGCUCUUCUAUCAGCUUAAAUCAGUUGGUCCAUUCUCCUCUGACCUCUAGCAUCAACAAGGCAUUUUCGUCCACAGGACUGCUGCAUACUGGAUGUUUUUCCCUUUUCACACCAUUCUUUGUAAACCCUAGAAAUGGUUGUUUGUGAAAAUCCCAGUAACUGAGCAGAGUGUGAAAUACUCAGACCGGCCCGUCUGGCACCAACAACUAUGCCACGCUUAAAUUGCUUAAACCACCUUUCUUUCCCAUUCUGACAUUCAGUUUGGAGUUCAGGAGAUUGUCUUGACCAGGACCACACCCCUAAAAGCAUUGAAGCAACAUGCAUGUAAUUGGUUGAUUAGAUAAUUGCAUUAAUGAGAAAUUGAACAGGUGUUCCUAAUAAUCCUUUAGGUGAGUUUAUAUACAAAUUGUGUGCAUAUAUCAUUUAGACAUGCUUUUUACUAUAGAUUUCACAGCAAAACAAUUUUAUCAUUUGCCAUGAUAAUGGAACUUAAGUGGGACCUCACUCCACCUCUCCAGCGGGAAACACAAGUCUGAUGCUCUCACUGUGGUCCGGUGGCGCCUCUGAUGAUAAACGGACGAGCGCGAGGGCACUGACUGAACAACUGCACAUCCACGACAGAAAACAACUAAACCACACUCCUGUUACAAACGGUAGGAAAGAUGGAUAGCAGCGGUGAAUUGUUGAGAUCUCCCAUCUCCUCUUGUUGCAUGGAUAAUGCUACUAUGGAAAAUUCCAGCAUGAGUCAAAUCUUUGAAGUAGUGCUACAGUCGAAGAACACAACGAAGCGCAACCCACAGUUUGUCGGAGUGGAGCUUCUUCAGUCCUUUAAACCUCUCAUCAUUCCCUGCUAUGCUCUCGUGCUCCUGGUUGGAGUUUUCGGUAACUACCUGUUGCUAUACGUCAUCUGCCAUACCAAAAAGAUGCACAACGUCACCAACUUCUUCAUCGGUAACCUGGCUUUUUCUGACAUGCUGAUGUGUGCCACCUGCGUGCCGUUUACGCUGGCGUACGCUUUUAAUCCUCGAGGAUGGGUGUUCGGAAGAUUCAUGUGCUACCUGGUGUUCCUCAUUCAGCCGGUGACGGUGUAUGUUUCCGUAUUCACACUAACUGCAAUCGGGGUGGACAGAUACUACGCUACAGUUCAUCCUCUUAAGAAGCGCAUCUCAGUUCUGGCCUGCACCUAUCUUCUGUCUGGGAUCUGGAUUCUGUCGUGUGGUCUGGUUGCUCCGGCCGUGGCCCACACUUACCACGUUGAGUUCAAAGACGAAGGCUUCACCAUCUGCGAGGAGUUCUGGAUGGGUCAGGAGAGAGAGCGACUGGCAUACGCGUACAGCACGCUCUUCAUCACUUACGUUCUUCCCCUCUCCGCCCUCUGCAUUUCUUACCUGUGCAUUACCGUGAAACUUCGCAAUUGCGUGGUGCCGGGUCAUCGAACCCAGAGCCAAGCCGAAGCCCAGCGGGCACGUAAGCGUAAGACGUUUCGGCUGGUAUCGUUGGUGGUCGCCGCGUUCGCCAUCUGCUGGCUGCCGAUAAGCGUUUUUAAUGUUCUUCGGGAUAUCGAUAUCGACCUGAUCGACAAGCGUUAUUUUUUGUUGAUUCAACUGUUAUGUCACUGGUGUGGGAUGAGUUCCUCUUGCUGUAAUCCUUUUUUGUACGCGUGGCUGCACGACCGGUUCAGGGCGGAGCUGCGGAAGAUGUUUACCUGUCAUCGACGAAUUGGGAUUGGGAUACCGGCCAACAAUUGCGCCACCGCUAGCGUGGUUCUCUGACAGCGAGAAAGUCAAGAUGAGUUAUUACAAAGGCCACGGUGAAUGCAGAGGCAAUCAGAUCACUCGAUCUGUUACCUUUAGUCCUGCUCAUCUUUCACAUUCAUUAUGUUGCAGAUGGUAACAAACAACGCUACAUCUACUGUAGCAUGUGUCCGUGCUGGUUAUAUACAGAGAACGGGGUUGGAUAAUGCAUAAAGGUUGACCAUUAUGUCUCUGAUCUCUAUAUGGAUUAUGGAGGUAGUGCUGGUUUGAAUGGAAACUGAGCUUAGAUGUUUGUUUUGGAUGUCAUCACACAGUUUCAGAAGAUUGUGAAGAUGAUUUGAAUAAAGUGUGAGAAAGAAGCGGACAAAAGAAAGUCUAUUUUGAGAUGUAUGACUGUACAAAUGUAUAUAACAUGGGCAAUUCCAUGCAAAUGUCAACUUUAUCAUGAAAUGUAAAGUUUUUAACUAUACUGAUAACUCAGAUGUCAAUAUUUGGUGGUUUAAAUAUCCAUGCAAGGUCUAUUUUAAUGUUUUAUGUAUUAUUUACAAUAGUUAAGUAUGUGCAAAUUUCAGAAUACUCAUGUCUAUAACAUUGUAUUUUCCUCAUAAGUGUGCAUACAAAAUGAAAACAAAUUUGAAAUUAAGUUUAUUUAACUAAAUUCAGGAGGAGCAUGGUCAUGUAAUCCAACCAAUCAGGUGUCUAUAAAUAGCUGUCCUUCAGCAUCUUUUCUCCACCCCAUCACCUCACUCUCAGCUAGUACAUCUAUCCCAGUAAAAAGGGAGGGGGGGGUACUUUGGGUUCGGGCUAAAGUUCAAAGCUCGGACAGCAUGCCAAAUAUGCUUUAUCUCAUUCCCUAUUGAUUACAUGUUAAUGCGAACUCGUGAAAUGUUUUAUGAAGAGCCAUCCCUUCUCCAUUUCUAAUGGUGUUUUAUUGCUUUUGGUUUGUGCAUUUUAAAAGUAUGUUGUCUCCCAAAAACGUGUUACCCUUUUUGUCACAUGCAUAGCGCAUGCAUGUUUCUCUCAUCUAAAACAGAAAGCAUGAGUAUUGACUGAUAUUUUUCUGAUGUUUGAUCAUAAGGGGUUUAGGAAAAUAUAAACAGAUUAAAUAUAUUGACAAUAAAUGCAUUCACUGAGAAUUUGUAUGUUAAGUUUUGACAGCAAAUGUCACAUUCAUAACGCUGGAAUUGGUCACAUGCAAUGUUGAAAUAAUAAACAAUGUGUUGACUGGA